GGAACAUUGUCAUGAAUGAAAAUGCUGAUGCGUGGAGGGAUUCUCCAUGUUUCAGAAAAUGAGACCUCAUAUGAGAUGUUUGAGAAAAACGCACGAGAGCUGAUACGUGAAAUUAAAUUGGAAUGGUUUAUUGACCCUAAAGAGAAAUGGUCUUUUUUGGGGUCUCUGUUUUUCUGCUGCACUGUAUUCACAACUGUUGGUUAUGGUCACACAUACCCCCGGACAAGGCUUGGGAAAUACUUGUGUAUGCUGUAUGCUUUAUUUGGCAUACCUCUGAUGUUCUUGGUUCUUACUGACUUGGGUGACAUUCUGGCAGCUAUACUUUCUGCAUCUUACAACAAAGUUAGACAACUACAGUCAAACAUAGUAACCAAAUGGUGUCCUGUGUCCUUUUGUAAGAAAAACAAAGAAUCAAAACCAGCAGCACUUAGGCAAAGCAAAAUAGUCCUUCGCGAACCUUUACAUAUUGCACUAGUGUUAAGAAGCCAGUCUUCCCUGAAAAGUAAGCCUGGGCAACAUCGGAAUGCUGAAAUAUUUGAAAAACUCAUUGCCAGGGAAAACCAGUUCCUUGCCCCACCUAAACCUAUGGAACGAUGGAGUUCAUGUCCUCAACUAGAUACAGGAAAAAUGAUGGAUGAGAUGAUUGACAAUAUUGACAACAUUGGGAAAGAAGUCGAAAAGCUGGAUGUGCCCUUUCCAUUGAUGACUAUCAUUGUCUUUGCGUAUAUUUCCUGUGCCGCUGCUAUUCUUCCACACUGGGAAAGUCACUUGGAUUUUCAGGAAGCUUUCUACUUCUGCUUCAUCACUUUAACAACCAUCGGCUUUGGUGACAUCGCACUGCAGCAUCCCAACUUCUUCUUGUUUCUCUCGCUUUAUAUUGUGAUUGGCAUUGAAAUAGUCAUCAUUGCUUUCAAGCUGGGACAGGACAGGCUCCUUAGUCUGUACAAGAAGAUGAUCUUCUGUUUUGGACCGAAAAAAGUUGCAUACAAAGCUGUGUAA
This is a messenger RNA of Euleptes europaea (tarantolino), 999 nucleotides long. RefSeq names its product potassium two pore domain channel subfamily K member 18 (gene KCNK18). Bases 16 to 999 code for a protein of 327 amino acids. The record is from RefSeq and is a predicted model, not a curated record. Gene Ontology annotation, molecular function: potassium ion leak channel activity. Lineage: Eukaryota; Metazoa; Chordata; Lepidosauria; Squamata; Sphaerodactylidae. Gene Ontology annotation, biological process: potassium ion transmembrane transport; stabilization of membrane potential. The transcript has 3 exons. Gene Ontology annotation, cellular component: membrane.